AUGGCUGGAAAGAAUACCCGUAUGCAACAUUGGUUGCAAUAUAACGUCAGAGUCACCCUAAAGGAUAACCGAAAAUUCGUCGGAACACUGGUCGCCUUCGAUAGACACAUGAACUUGGUUUUAUCAGAUUGUGAGGAGUUUCGAAUGACUUUAGGGAAGGACAAAAACAGAACCGAGAUAAAGCGCACCCUUGGCUUCGUGCUACUGAGGGGAGAGAACAUAGUUUCAUUUACAGCAAAGUCGCCUGCGAAUCCCUUACACAUGGGAUACGGCGUGGGACCCGGAAAGGCAGCACCAGCAGGAAGGGGAGCACCGCUGAUGGUCGGCGUGGGCCCUGGGAUGCCUCCAAUAGCUCCGAACGCAUCCGCACUUCAGGCACCAAUGCGUGGCCUAAUUGGAAGCGCUCCGGCACAGCUGCAGCCGACGGGUGUGCAGGGAACAAUGCCGCCCAUGUCCAACUAA
Theileria orientalis strain Shintoku is the source of this 462-nucleotide messenger RNA. RefSeq names its product small nuclear ribonucleoprotein associated protein b. NCBI's taxonomy places the organism in Eukaryota, Apicomplexa, Aconoidasida, Piroplasmida, Theileriidae. The coding region runs from base 1 to 462 and encodes 153 amino acids. Gene Ontology annotation, cellular component: U4/U6 x U5 tri-snRNP complex; U2 snRNP; U2-type prespliceosome. Gene Ontology annotation, biological process: mRNA splicing, via spliceosome. The transcript has 2 exons. The record is from RefSeq and is a predicted model, not a curated record. Gene Ontology annotation, molecular function: RNA binding.